GUGAAAAAUACUGCAAAACAUGAACACGUAAUAUUGCACACUGUAAACACAAUCAAAGCUUCAAAAAAGCACGAAAAACUGGACCUUUAAGACAGUAACCAACCAAAUGUAUGCAUAGUUGCAUAAAAACCCAUUUACUUCCAUGUAUCAUGAGUAAUUUGCUCAUGAACUAGCUUCUGAACAGCAGCAGUGUGUGAUAAGAUGAUAAGAGCUCACAGUUCAGUAAGCUUCAUUCAAAAGCCAGAAAAUAAGCCAACUUAUUCUAAACAUGGUUAAGUGCUAAACAUUUCUAGGUUCUUGUUAAAUUUUGCUUGUCAUGCGAUUUUUAACUUAACACAUUGACUUCAGAUAGUUUCUGUUCUUCUGUAAUUAUAAAUAUGUUGAAGAUGCCCGGAGCAAAGUGUGAACCCAAGCAACACCAAAUCAUGUGACAAUUUAUUCUUCUUAUAAAAGCAGGAAAUAACACACUGCUAUACAUUGUAAAUUUUCAGCUCAUCUGCUAAGUGAGGAGUCUUAAAAAGACCACACAUUAAAAACGCACUGCUUCCAUAAUUCAUACGACUGAAGGAAAUCUACUCAAAAAUGUCUGAGAGUAUUUACGGCAAUGUGAUCACUGACAGAACAUGUGAUAUGGACAGAGGCACCAGGGCAAACCAUACACCUCAACACACAGGAAGUGAUUCAGUACAGAUUAGAAGUUUCAGAACAGCUGCAGUGUGUUUGUUGCUGCUGUGUGUUCUUCUGUUGACUGCGGUCAUAGUGCUGUGUGUCUACAUCCAUACAAAGAACACAACCUACACAGAAGAGACACACAAGCUACUAACCAAGAUUAACAACCUCACAGAACAGAGUGACCUGCUUCUAACCAAGUACAUAAACAUGACAAAUGAAAGGAAUGGAUUGUUAAUCAACAAUGACAUCCUGACUAAAGAAAGAAACCAGUUUAAUCAACUGCAGAAGAUUAUCAAUGAAACAGAUGGAUGGUUACACUCUAACUUCAGCUUUUACUUCAUGUCGUCAAUGAAGAAGAGCUGGACUGAGAGCAGAAGAGACUGUACAGAAAGAGGAGCAGAUCUGAUCAUCAUAAACAACAGAGAGGAACAAGAUUUUGUUAAAAAAAUUACUGAUAAAAGAGAAUUUUGGAUUGGUGCGACUGACGCCAAGGAAGAGGGCAGAUGGAAAUGGGUUGAUGGCACCAGCGUGACGUCUGGGUUCUGGGCAUCCAGUGGACAUAUAACAGAGCCAAAUGGAGGAGGACAAGAGAAUUGUGCUGUGACUUAUUUAAAAAAGAACCCUGAAUUAAUAGGGUGGAUUGAUGUUGAUUGCAAUGACUUGUAUCAAUGGAUCUGUGAGAAGAGAUUUCGCCCCUAGGAACAGCACACACUUUUUUUCAUAGGGUUUUAUUCCUAUUUUUUAUAAAGCUCAAGUCUUUAAGACUGAACAGUCCUGAUCUAGAAGUAAUACCUGUUUAGGACUAUACAUGUAUUAAUUUUGUAGUUGCUACCUAAAUAUUCUUAAUUCCUACAUAUGUGGCUUACCGUUAUUUCAAUGUUCGGUUUUUUGAAAGCUAAUCCCAAGAUUGCUUACUUUAUAUUAAGCAUGCUGUUUAAAUGUUACUCUUAUGUUAUUAUUAAAGAUAAUGUAUGGCUCCAAUUCACUGGUUGUU
This is a messenger RNA of Carassius auratus (goldfish), 1666 nucleotides long. RefSeq names its product CD209 antigen-like protein E. Lineage: Eukaryota; Metazoa; Chordata; Actinopteri; Cypriniformes; Cyprinidae. The coding region runs from base 583 to 1371 and encodes 262 amino acids. The record is from RefSeq and is a predicted model, not a curated record. The transcript is spliced from 5 exons.